AUGUUGAGAUGGUACCAAGCCCGCCUGGCCGCCCGGCCCCUGCUCACCCAGAGCGUCACCACCGCCAUCCUCUUCGCCACGGGCGACAUCGUCGCCCAGCAGGCCGUCGAGAAGAAGGGCAUCGAGAAGCACGAGCUCGCCCGCACCGCGCGCAUGGCCCUCUACGGCGGAACCGUCUUCGGCCCCGCCGCCACGACCUGGUUCGCCUUCCUCCAGCGCAACGUCAACCUGCGCUCCCCCAACGCCACCAUCCUCGCGCGCGUCGCCCUCGACCAGGGCGUCUUCGCCCCCACCUUCAUCGGCAUCUUCCUGUCCUCCAUGGCCGUCCUCGAGGGCUCCUCGCCCAGGGAGAAGCUCGACAAGAGCUACAUGUCCGCCCUGACCACCAACUGGAUGAUCUGGCCCUUUGUGCAGAUGGUCAACUUUCGCUUCAUGCCCCUCGAGCACCGCGUCCUGUUUGUCAACAUUGUCAGCAUCGGCUGGAACUCGUACCUGAGCUACCUCAACAGCGCCAAGUGA
Molecule: messenger RNA, 519 nt
Organism: Thyridium curvatum
Lineage: Eukaryota; Fungi; Ascomycota; Sordariomycetes; Thyridiales; Thyridiaceae
Exons: 3
Coding region: 1-519 (172 amino acids)
Cellular component (GO): cytoplasm; mitochondrion; membrane
Source: RefSeq, a predicted model, not a curated record